Molecule: messenger RNA, 900 nt
Organism: Phytophthora nicotianae INRA-310
Lineage: Eukaryota; Oomycota; Peronosporomycetes; Peronosporales; Peronosporaceae
Exons: 2
Coding region: 344-856 (170 amino acids)
Source: RefSeq, a predicted model, not a curated record
GGAUGCGCACGUUUGUUGUUUGGACAGAGGAAAACGGCAACGACGCUGAAGAAGUGUCUGAAGCUGCACAAACUCUUCGUGGCCGAGGUAUGACACACCUAAAGCAUUAUUACUCUUCACCACGCUAGUUUCUUCGCUCUAACGCCAGCUUCAUCUUAACUGCUGUACUCGCUGAUUGAUCCUCAAACGACUGGUGCAGCUGGCUCGCAGCACCCGCCUCGAGUCGGAAGGUUCCCAAGUGCUGUCGUCUCUUGCCAAUGUCAGCCAGCGUGUCCCAACACUGUUGCAGCCUGGCAGUGCCAAUACCAAUGACGAUGACGACGGCGAUGACAAUUUGGAGGUGAUGGGAGUUUUAAACUAUUCAGCCAACACUCAGGAAUUGUUACUUCAGAAGCACUUUUUGGCUCUGGAAAAGAGUCGCAGUUUCUUGGCCGAUAUCCUGCGCGACUACCAAGAGCUGCUGCGCCAUCUUCGGUCCUUUACAAGUGAAUGCGUAACACUUGUAGAUGACGCUUUCAUUGACAGCGAAGGUGCUGUGAGUGUUGAAAACGAAAUGGCAGCGAUGAGUUUCCCCUUGCAGUUGCAAGAGUGGAUGGAAACGGUUCUGGCAAUGAUUGAACACGAAGUAUUGCGGAAAACAAGACUCGUGGCUGAUUUGGAGUAUAGUGAUACAGGAAGAUUGAGUAUUGUGUCCAAGCAGUGGACCUCCAAAGGAGCAAUGAGCAACAUCGACAACGACUACGUGCAAACAGGUCUGCAGUUGCCACAAACCAAAUCUUCAGCGGUGCCGCAGUCCAGUGAUGACACUUCGAAGGGUAAGAGCAAGAAGAAAAAGAAAAGUAAAGCUAAGAAAUGAAAGUCCGUAACCUUCGACGUCUAAUCUGCCUACAUUUGCUAAAA